AUGCGCCGUCGAAACCCCGCAGAAGACAGUUUGUUGCGAGGAGCUGGCUCUAUGCUUGGCUCGGUGUAAUGGGCAGAGCCGCGUGCGGCCGGCCGACUGUGACGCGGGAGUGGAGGGGGUAGCCGCGGCGGGGCUGGCGGGUCAUUCACUCCGCAGUCAGCUGUUGGUGGCCGUGGUGCGAGGUCGACCCAGCUCCAGCUCCAGCGAGCCUCCAGCCAGCAGAGAGCAAGAUGGCGUGGACGAGUCACGGCUUGCUGCUGGCAGCGCUCGUGGCGGCGGAGCUGUGUACCAGCUCGCCGGUGUGGAUGCCGCAGUUCCUCUCGGGCGGCUACGGGCGCAACAUCCGCCACUUGCCGUGCCUGAGUCGGCGCACGGGCGAGGCGGGCACCUGCAUGUUCGCAUACGCGUGCAUGAAGGCCAACGGCACGCACCUCGGCACCUGCAUAGACCGCUUCUACUUCGGCAGCUGCUGCCGCCUGGAGGGCGAGGACCCGCUGCAGCUGCUGGACCACAACCAGCAGGACAACCACAUCCUGCCCAUGUUCCCUCCGCCCUCCGCGCGGCCCCCUGCCUCGAGUCCCGGGGCCUCUGCGGGCCCGCCCGGGCCGCCGCCCACACAGCCGCAGUACCUGCUCACCACCUUCCAGACCGUCCACGAGAACACCAUCGAGGGCGAGCCGUCACUCUCCACUGCUCUGCUGGCCGCCACACCACCUCACACGCGAGUCAGUCCCGUGCCCACUUCUCCCAGGCCAGGACCUUCAGGCUCCACUGCCGAGAGACCGGCCAGUAAGCCCGCCAGGCCACCGACAAAGCCACUUACCUCAGUCAGGCCUCCCACUAAACCCUCCACAAAAAGACCUAACAUUUCUGUCCGACCCCCUUCGGCGCCCACAUCCCCACCUAGACCCAGUUCUGGAAUGCCGCAGAAACCUACCACCAGGCCAAACACACACAAACCAACCAACUCAAAACCAGCCGUAACAACUAAACCAGUAAUAUCGAAUUAUCCUUACACUAGUAGGCCAACUCCGACUAAACCACUUGCUCCUACAAAUAAACCUCUUGCACCUACAAAUAAACCACUUGCUCCUACAAAUAAACCACUUGCUCCUACAAAUAAACCACUUGCUCCUACAAAUAAACCACUUGCUCCUACAAAUAAACCACUUGCUCCUACGAAUAAACCACUUGCUCCUACAAAUAAACCACUUGCUCCUACAAAUAAACCACUUGCUCCUACAAAUAAACCACUUGCUCCUACAAAUAAACCACUUGCUCCUACAAAUAAACCACUUGCUCCUACAAAUAAACCACUUGCUCCUACAAAUAAACCACUUGCUCCUACAAAUAAACCACUUGCUCCUACAAAUAAACCACUUGCUCCUACAAAUAAACCACUUGCUCCUACAAAUAAACCACUUGCUCCUACAAAUAAACCACUUCCUCCUACAACUAAACCACUUUCUCCUACAACUAAACCACCUCCUUCUGUAACUAAACCAGUAGUCAAGCCCAGUUCUAGUAACAAACCACUUGUUAAACCACAAAUAUCCACUAGCAAGCCACUGAUAAAACCAUCCUACAAUUCAAGCAAGCCAGUAACAAAACCAUUUACCUCUACACUCAGACCAGUUUCAAAGCCCACACAGUCUACAAAGAAACCCUCAACAAAGCCACAUUCCACUGCAAAACCAGUCUCUAUUGCGAAACCAGUAACUUCUUCUGCAAAACCAGGAACAAAUCAAAUAUCUUCCACAAUGAAGCCAGAAACAAAACCCACAUCUCAUAUACCAAAACCAGUAGCAACACUUACGACAUCAUCUCCAAAACCUACAGCGAAUCUCCCUAACAAUACCUCUAAGCCAGGAACACAACAAACUUCCACGGAGAAGAUUGUAUUGGAGCCGCAAACUACGACUGAGGAAGUGAACUUUGUGCCAGUGGCAAUCAGCACAGUUUCGUCGGGGGAGCAGGCGACCAGCAGUCCCGGCACCACCAGUGCCACCGGCACCACCAGUGCUACCACAAUGAGCACCUCCACUUCCGCAUCGCUUGUGACAUGGACCCUGCUGCAGCAGGGCACCAGCUCCCCACACACUUCCACAGAGGGCGUGGACUGGGUGAAGGUACCUUCGCCUUCGCAGGAGCCCGCAGUCACCCAAGUCUCAGAUGCGAGCGAGGAUUCGACCACUCUAGCGGGGGAAGCAGGCACUACAGAGAAACCCGAGUCAAUCACACCGAGUUCUACCAACUCCGCAGAGAUGACGACAACAUCAACCACGGGUGUUGAUGUUCCUGCGCUCAACACAUCGGACUACAGAGAUGUCUGCGGGCGGCGCAUGUUCCCCGAGUCCAGGAUAGUGGGGGGCGAGCCGGCCUCCUUCGGCAAGUGGCCAUGGCAGGCGUCGCUGCGGCAGUGGCGCACCUCCACGUACCUGCACAAGUGCGGAGCCGCGCUUCUGAACGAGAACUGGGCGGUGACGGCGGCGCACUGCGUCGAGAACGUGCCCCCGAGUGACCUGCUGCUGCGGCUCGGCGAGCACGACCUCAGCUCGGACGACGAGCCGUACGGCUUCCAGGAGCGCCGAGUGCAGAUCGUGGCGUCGCACCCACAGUUCGACCCCAGGACCUUCGAGUACGACCUGGCGCUGCUGCGCUUCUACGAGCCGGUGGUGUUCCAGCCCAACAUCGUGCCCAUCUGCGUGCCGCAGGACGACACCAGCUUCGUGGGGCGCAGCGCCUGGGUGACGGGCUGGGGCCGGCUCUACGAGGAUGGUCCGCUACCAAGCGUGCUACAGGAGGUUCCUGUGCCUGUAAUCAACAACACCCUGUGCGAGACCAUGUACCGUAGCGCCGGCUACAUCGAACACAUUCCUGAGAUAUUCAUUUGCGCCGGCUGGAAGAAGGGUGGUUUUGACUCUUGCGAGGGAGACUCGGGAGGCCCUAUGGUGAUCCAGCGGAAAGCGGACAAGCGCUGGUUGCUCGCUGGAGUCAUCUCCUGGGGCAUCGGCUGUGCGGAGGCCAAUCAGCCUGGAGUGUACACGCGCAUCUCCGAGUUCCGCGACUGGAUCAACCAGAUCCUGCAGUUCUAGCCGCGCCCACUGCAGGCCUAGCCGCGCCCACUGCAGGCCUAGCCCCGCCCACUGCAGGCCAUCACUCCACCCGAGGAGAGAGACUUGUGCUCAGUCACUCGCAACAUCGGCUGUGCGGAGGACAACCAGCCUGGAGUGUACACGCGCAUCUCCGAGUUCCGCGACUGGAUCAACCAGAUCCUGCAGUUCUAGCCCCGCCCACUGCAGGCCUAGCCCCGCCCACUGCAGGCCGUCACUCCACCCGAGGAGAGAGACUUGUGCUCAGUCACUCGCAACAUCGGCUGUGCGGAGGACAACCAGAUCCUGCAGUUCUAGCCGCGCCCACUGCAGGCCUUUCCCCGCCCACUGCAGGCCUAGCCCCGCCCACUGCAGUUCUAGCCCCGCCCACUGCAGGCCUAGCCCCGCCCACUGCAGGCCGUCACUCCACCCGAGGAGAGAGACUUGUGCUCAGUCACUCGCAACAUCGGCUGUGCGGAGGACAACCAGAUCCUGCAGUUCUAGCCGCGCCCACUGCAGGCCUUUCCCCGCCCACUGCAGGCCUAGCCCCGCCCACUGCAGUUCUAGCCCCGCCCACUGCAGGCCUAGCCCCGCCCACUGCAGUUCUAGCCCCGCCCACUGCAGGCCUAGCCCCGCCCACUGCAGGCCGUCACUCCACCCGAGGAGAGAGACUUGUGCUCAGUCAUUCGCCAUUACCGAUUUUUUUUUAUUUUACAGUCAGUAUUACAAUGGUUUUUUUUUACCUUUGUGUCACAAAAUAUACUACAUAUUUAAAAUAAAGUGCAAGAUUUUCUUAUACUUUUACGCAAUGGAAGUGAAGGUAUUUUCAGUUUUAUAUCAGUUUCCGCGAAAUUUACUUAAACCACAUUUGGCAUUAUGGUGCAGAUUUCUUUUUAGAAUUAAAUUAUGAUAUUUUGAAGUUCAAAUUACUUGUUUUGUUAAUAUUAUAAUUGAUUAAUGCUGUGUCGUGACAAGAAAUAACAAUUGUAAUCCUAAAAAAUUAUUAUUACUAAAAUACAGAAUUUAUUGUUUUUUUCGUAUCAAUGCAACAAAUAUGUACUAAAUUUUAGUGAAAACAUUACAAAAAAAUUUGCAACGAAUUGUUUAAAUCGUCUAUUUGUAAAAGUAAAUUAAAAAUUUAUUUUUCUUGGUAGUAAAUUAUAACCAUUAAGUACAAACAGUGAUGUGUAAACUUAUAACAGAACUGGAAAUGUAUGCAGGUUUUCUUAAAAGAAUUUGAGACAUAAGGAAACUUAUGUGACUUAAUCCAAAUAUUUAUUCUAAACUUCUGUUAAAAGUCGUAGGCUAACAUAUUUUUCUCCAGAUUAUAAUUGAUAUGAAAAAAAGUUAAGAAACUUUCACAUACAUAGAGUCAAUAUUUUCAUGUAUGUUAAAACGAGACUGCAUUUAAACACUUGACUUGAACACAAAAAUCACACAUUUUAUGUAAGGCAUGUAUGUUGUAGAUGUUAGGAGAGAAUAUGCCAAAGUACGCACUUGACAAAGUGGUUUUAUUCCUUUAGAAACUUCUGAAAGACAAACUGUGCCAUGGUUUCAUUUGUCCACCCCGAGGUUGUGUCAUCUCGUUCAUGUAUGUACCUGUUAGGUUGAUGUGUGCCGGAUCACUACCAACUGAGAGCUUCGGUGUUCAACGAAAAGUGGCCGGAUUCCCACAGAUACAACGAAAAUGUGUUGCCAUGUGACGCCGAAAAGUGACUUUUAAACAAAGAACAUGAGCAUGCCACACACUGUGUGCUGUCUGAAACAGCUUAGUUAAAAACAAUGUUGGUCCCGUCCAAUGGCUUGAAAGUGCCGUUACAGACAGUUAUGACUUAUACACGUGAUAUUAUUUUGUAUUUAAACUAUUUAUUUUAAAAAUAUUUUUAGUCUAAUCUAAUACCAGAAUUGUAUGUUUGUUAUGUGUUGUAGGUUUAACUUGAAGAUAAAUGUAAGUAAAAACAUUUUUAUACACAAAUGUGAUGUAAAAAUAAGGCUGAACUAUGGUGAAGUGAGCGAUGAACAUUUUGUCAUAUUAGUUCAUACAUAUAAAAUUACAAUCAUUUUAUGCUAUGUGUUUUAUAAUAAUUUACAAUUAUAUUAUAUGCUCUAAAGACAAUGUUAUUUGUGAACAUGGGCUUACUAUGUCAAUAAUUAUUGUAGUUUAUCUUAUUUUUAUUAUAGUAUUUAGAAAAUAUUUCGUACGGAAAAAUAAAUUUUUACUUCUAAAAUAUUAAAAUAUAUUAAUAAAUGUAGUAAUUACGGAUAAUACAAACAUAAUUAGGCCCUGUAGCCAAUGGCAUGUAUUGUGCAGAUUUUUUGAGGCUCUUUAGAACCGUAUAAGUGGUCUAUUCAUACUAUAUGUAGGUGUUACAUGUUUAUGGAUUUUAAGGAUUGAUGGUCAUUUUAAGGAACUAAACAAACUAAUGAAUUGUUAUUUUAAAAUUAAUACAUAUAUAAACAGGUUCAUUGAAAACAUUGUAUGACUCACUGCCACCACUUACUGCUACCAGUCGUAGCCGUCGUGCCAGAAUACUGCUGGAUAUUAUGCAUCACUCACAGCAACCUCUUACUGCUAAUCAGUCCCAUUCUUCGAACCAAAAGUCUGCUAAAGAGUGACACAUCACUCAAGACACAUCUUACUGCUACAGUCCCAAACAUCGUGCAAGUAGUCUGCUGACGAGUGACGCACCACUCACUGCUACCUCUUACUAUCAGACUCAGAGUUAUUGCCAACAGUCUGUUGACGAGUGAGCAUCACGCACAGUCACCUUUUACUGCUGCAGUCUCAGGCGUGUGCUAGCAGUCUGCUGACGAGUGACGCAUGACCCACAGCUACCUCGUACGCUACCAGGCCUAGCUGUUCUGCCGGCACUCUGCUGAUGGGGUGGACAGCUGCGCCAAGCACUUGGGGCUAGACUACUUUUGCGGUUUCGUCUCCUCAUUUUAUAGGGGAGCAUAUGCAUCUUAAUGUUUUUAGUCGGCGUUUAUUUCGUGCAAUUCUGACUCGGGGAUGAACCAGUGAUUUGUUAAGAAACUUUUGUGAGAAUAUAGAGCUAAGAAGAUUUUUAUUAAUCACAUUACCAAAAUAAAAUUAUCCAUGCACACUAAGUGUUUGAAUUCUUUGUGAGCCAUUUAAAUGACGUCAUAAUUAUAUGUGCAUUAUAAAUUAUCUACUCUUAAAACUAAUUUCAACAUGAUACAUUUAAAUAUAAAUUUGUAACUUGUUAUCUCAUUCGUAAAUAUAGUCAAAUCGUUUAAUCUAAUAAACUGGGAAACAGAUAUAUAUUUUUUUGAAUCGAUAAUUCAAUUUUUUGUUUGUCCUUCGGGGAAUGCCGUAUGCGUAAUAGCAGUUUUAACAUGUAUUUCACGUCUAUACAUAAAUUAAUUGUGUUAUUGGAGAUCUUAAUAUUAUAUCAGUUUUGUGUUGUAUGUUCCUCUUUGUUGUUAUUUAGUUGAUUAGUUAUUUAGAAUAAAAAACUUUUAUUGGCAGUGUUUUCAUAACUUUGCGAGUUACGUUUUAGGAUAUUUUUAGGUAUCUUAUUAGUAAAAGUAACAUAAAUUUAACGUUUUAAAAAAAAAUUGUCAGUUAAAUGACAUCAAUCUGAGCAAGGUUUUUGCUUCAGGUUUGUAAACAUAAUUAAUGUAAUAUUUUAUUGGGAAAAAAGUUUUUGUUGACAGUGGGAUUUUGUAUUUUUUUUUUUUUUUUGCUUGGCUACGAAUAGUUGGUUUUCUUUGAAUCAAUAAUAAACCCGCAGUAAUAGAAAGGCCCAAUUAUGACAUCACUAAAGACAAAUAUCUAGGUUAGAGUAUGAAGGUAAAUGAAUUUUUCAAACUCCAUUGUUAUUUUUGAAUGUUUUUCUUUUUGGCUUUGAAUAAUUAGAAUUAAUUACACGAAACAGGUUAUUAUGCUUUACUGAAUUUAUGUAUCAUUUUUAUAAAGAUUUAUUGUAUAUACAUUGCAAGUGAUUUUUCACUCCGUCCAAAUAUCACACUCAAUGUAUAUUAUAGUUACGUAUUUGCAUUGUGCCAUGCAAAAUAUUAGAGGGAAAAAUUCAAUGGAGAUAAAUUUGAGCCAAAUUGUAAUUGCCAAUAAUGUGAUUUUAAUGAAUAAAAUAUUUUUAUGAAA
Bacillus rossius redtenbacheri is the source of this 7218-nucleotide messenger RNA. RefSeq names its product serine proteinase stubble (gene Np). The record is from RefSeq and is a predicted model, not a curated record. Gene Ontology annotation, molecular function: serine-type endopeptidase activity. The transcript has 10 exons. NCBI's taxonomy places the organism in Eukaryota, Metazoa, Arthropoda, Insecta, Phasmatodea, Bacillidae. Bases 231 to 3095 code for a protein of 954 amino acids. Gene Ontology annotation, biological process: proteolysis.